Ramularia collo-cygni is the source of this 1356-nucleotide messenger RNA. RefSeq lists its product as uncharacterized. The record is from RefSeq and is a predicted model, not a curated record. Lineage: Eukaryota; Fungi; Ascomycota; Dothideomycetes; Mycosphaerellales; Mycosphaerellaceae. The coding region runs from base 1 to 1356 and encodes 451 amino acids. The transcript has 2 exons.
AUGGCAUCGCAGCACCAUUUCACCGAUCGUCUCCGCGCUCGGCUCAACGACAGUAAUGCACAGAACCUUGAGCUGCAGGCGCUGUUGGCGCAGAGAGAUGAUGCUCUUGCGGCUUGCAACGCACGUCUACAGACCGCCAUCUCCACGUCAACCAUGCCGGGCGAUCCUCAUCCCCUCCUCCAAAACGAGCUCCGCAUAGCCAAGGAGGCUGCCUCCGCCGCGGAGAAUCAACUGAGCCAGACAUGCGUCAUCUACAACAAGGAGCAGCUCGAGUGGAAGCAAAGUGUUGAGAAGCUGCAGCAGGAGGUGGCGGUGCGGGACGCGGUGCUUAGCGAUGCCAAUUACUGCCUUGCGAAGGAAGUCAAACGCACUGCCACCGUCGAAGCGUUGGAGGCUGAAUUGACUAAAUCUCAAGCUGAGCUGAAGAGGAUCAAACAGUACGCGGCGGGAAUACAAAAGCAGUUUGAGGCGGAGAAGAAGGAGAAUUCCAAGUUGAGGCAGUUUCCUGCUACUGCAGCCGGCAAAAAUCGCACGGAUGUAGACCAGGAUGAUGAAGAGGUGAUCGAUGAAGCGACACGCGUGAAGCAGGAGAGAAUCGGGGCCAAUCGCCGCCCGCAAACUUCCAGCGCUCAAGCAGCGGAGCGAACGUCCUACCGACAUUCCUCUACUUGGUCGCACGCAUCUGAUGCUCCCAGUCUGCCGUAUCAUCCUCUUCGAAAACACAUGACCGAGCCACGCCAUUCAGAGACUUCGCGCCAGCCUAGACUUCGCACCAAGCAACGCAAGCGCAAGCGAUUCGAUCUCGAGGACGAAGAUGGCGACUAUGAUGAUCUGGAAAUCGACAUGGAUGACUCCGGCGGCCGAUUAGCGCGCAAGCAAUCCAAGACUCUCGUGAGAGAUAGGGAGAUCGAGCACGUGAAGCAAACCUGCGACUUCAAGGCCAUCCUCAUGUACGACGAAGAUGGUGAUAAGAUGUACCUCGAUUCCAAGAAAGAUCUUUCCGAUGUCUGCCCCGAGCUAUGGGAACGGAUUCAAAAUCAGCACGAGGCCUGGGAGCAGGCUUGUGGCGAGGAAUGGCGUUACGACCUCGAGAGCAAAUACACGGUCUCUGCUCUGGCCAAGUACGGAGCUAAACCGCCUUGCGUCACUACGAAGUUGCUGAAAAUCAGCAAUGGAAAGGUGAUUUGGCGGGAGGGAUGUGAGGGCAAGUACGCUUGCCGUGGCUGCGUGCAGGAGAAGAGGCCAUGCUUUACCUGGGAUGGCGAGGAGCUAUACUUGCUACCACUGCACAAGGACGACAGAACAUAUCCGGAGGAGGCCGGCUUCGAGAUCCGGACUUGGUUAGACAUUCAGUAG